Mucor mucedo is the source of this 1958-nucleotide messenger RNA. RefSeq lists its product as uncharacterized. The transcript has 5 exons. The record is from RefSeq and is a predicted model, not a curated record. Bases 32 to 1780 code for a protein of 582 amino acids. Gene Ontology annotation, molecular function: ATP-dependent protein folding chaperone; ATP binding. Lineage: Eukaryota; Fungi; Mucoromycota; Mucoromycetes; Mucorales; Mucoraceae.
CUUAUCCUUCUUACAAAUUUUUUUUUCUUGUAUGGCACCUAUUGACAAAGAAUCCCCUAUCAACGAUCCUAAAUUUACUUAUGUCGUAGGCAUUGAUUUUGGCACAACCUAUUCUGGAGCUGCCUAUGUAUUUACUAAACCUGGCAGCAACAAGGAAAUUUGUGAUAUUUUAAAAUGGCCUUUAAACAGUGGAACAAAUCUUGUCAAAAUUCCAACGGCAAUUCGAUAUCAUAAACAAGAUUUGGAAAAAUAUAUAUGCGCUUUAGAAGUAUCAGAAAAUAAAAGUAGGAUAAAAGAGUACGAUCCCAUCAACUAUUUGUUCAAGUUGCAUCUUCACGAAGACACGAGAGAUGGUAUCCCUGAUUUACCAGAGGGUAAGACAGUCACCCAAGUGAUUGCGGAUUAUUUAAGAUACCUUCAUACUCAUAUCUGCAGUGAGAUGAAAAGAAACUUGGGUACCAAAGUCGAAAAUGAAGAAAAUUUGAAGUCCUCCAUUCGAUAUUGUAUCACUGUACCUGCCAUAUGGUCCUCAAAAGCGAAAUCCGUAAUGCGACAGGCCACUAUUCUAGCAGGUAUUAUUGACGAGCAUGAUCAUGUGGACCGACUUGUGAUGGUGGGUGAACCAGAGGCAGCAGCACUCUAUGCCGAAAAUAUGAGUGGUGGUGUUAAAAUCGCGUCCGGAAAGACUUUGAUGAUUGUGGAUGCGGGUGGCGGAACCAUUGAUUUAACCACGUUUGAAAAAACAAUUGAAGGAGAGACGAAAUGUUUUAAAGAAAUCACAGAAGGGAUUGGAAAUACCUAUGGCUCAUCUAGAUUGGAUUUAAAUUUUAAAGAAUAUAUUUUACAAAAAAUGGAGCAUUAUCCCGCACUUAUUCCGAUUCAGCUAGUAAAUUUGGUAGAUGAUUUUCGAAAGAGAGUCAAGAUUGAUUUUGGAGAUAUGCAUGAAGAUCGUGUUUACUUUGAUGUAGUCUAUCAUGGACAGAUCCGGGAUGAUGGUUUUAGUUUGGAUGAAAAAGGACUUACUAUUUCAACAAAAGUGUUGGAGGCUGAAGUAUUUAACCCUGUCAUUCAGGAAGUGAUCCAGUUGGUUCAAUUCCAACUUGACCGAUUGAAUGGUACUCCAUUAGACUACAUUAUCAUUGUAGGUGGGUUUGGUCAAAACAAGUAUUUAAUUGAAAAAAUCAAGGAAAAUUUUGCAAGUAAAGUAGGUGAUGUUAUUGUUCCCGACGGGGGAGAGGUAGCGGUAACAAGAGGCGCGGUCUAUUUUGGUCUGGAUCCUUACUCUAUCAGCCACAGAAGAAUGAGACUUACUUAUGGUAUCAAUAUUAGCUCUCCCUUUAUUGAAGGUGUGGAUAGAUUGGAUUAUAAAAGAACAGACAGUGAAGGCAAGGAUAUUUGCAUUAACCGUUUUGAUGCCAUCGUCAAAAAAGGUGACGAUGUGAGUAUUCAAAAUGGAUAUACUAGGACUUAUUACACUUUUAAUUCGGGAGCCUGUCAUCUUAAGAUAUAUGGGUAUGACGACGACACAGUCCCACGCUAUGUUUCAGACACUGUUCUACGCAACGGAUCAAAAACUGUCAAGACGAAUGAAGACUCUGGUAACGAAGCAUACAAGGUGGCUGAAUUUGUCUUUAACUUGCCUGAAGGAAAGCCUGGAAAAAAGACUGAGUUCACCAUGACAAUGUUUUUCGGACACAUGGAAAUUAAGGUUGAAGUCGCUCUACCAGGGGUUGAUAAAAAGGAAACAUUCACAGCAUCUUAUGAUCAUCGUGCAAGUUGAAUAAUGUUUAACAUCAAGCAAACCUUUUAUUUUAUAAUUAAUUUAAUUCGAUGCCUAAACGCUGAAUUUUUUUACAUGAUAUUACUAAAUAACCAGAUUAUUCAAUGUGUUAUUUGUUAAAAUUAAAUAAUGAUUGCUCUUUUCGAUAAUAAACUUUUAUUUUUAUUUAUUUCUUUAA